AUGAAUCUAAUUAUCACCAUUCUACUUAUUACCAUAGCUCUUUCUUCAACUUUAGCAGUCGUAUCCUUCUGACUACCCCAGAUAAGCCGGGACGCAGAGAAACUCUCACCAUACGAGUGUGGUUUUGACCCCCUUGGGUCAGCUCGACUGCCCUUUUCCCUACGAUUUUUUUUAGUAGCCAUCCUGUUUCUUCUAUUUGACCUAGAAAUUGCACUCCUCCUCCCCCUGCCCUGGGGAGACCAACUCCACAACCCCACCGGAACAUUUUUUUGAGCAACAACAGUUCUAAUUUUACUCACACUAGGAUUAAUUUAUGAGUGAGCCCAAGGAGGCCUGGAGUGAGCGGAAUAG
Molecule: messenger RNA, 351 nt
Organism: Myxocyprinus asiaticus (Chinese sucker)
Lineage: Eukaryota; Metazoa; Chordata; Actinopteri; Cypriniformes; Catostomidae
Source: the annotation of a RefSeq genome assembly